Molecule: messenger RNA, 1366 nt
Organism: Myotis lucifugus (little brown bat)
Lineage: Eukaryota; Metazoa; Chordata; Mammalia; Chiroptera; Vespertilionidae
Gene: ANGPTL4
Product: angiopoietin like 4
Biological process (GO): triglyceride homeostasis
Molecular function (GO): enzyme inhibitor activity
Source: RefSeq, a predicted model, not a curated record
CUCCAGACUCAGCUCAAGGCUCAGAACAGCAGGAUCGAGCUCCUCUUCCAAAAGGUGGCCCAACAGCAGCACCUGGAAAAGCAGCACCUGAGAAUCCAGAACCUGCAGAGCCAGGUGGGCCUCCUGGCCCCCACGCACCUGGGCCGCGGGGUGGCCACGCCUGCCAGGAGGAAGAGGCUACCCAAGAUGUCCCAGCUUGUUGGCUCCACUCACAAUGUAACCCACCUACACAGGCUGCCCAGGGACUGCCAAGAGCUGUUUGAAGAGGGAGAACGGCAAAGUGGACUAUUCCAGAUCCAGCCUCAGGGGUCCCUGCCUUUCCUGGUGAACUGCAAGAUGACCUCAGAUGGAGGUUGGACCAUAAUUCAGAGGCGCCAGGAUGGCUCCGUGGAUUUCAAUCAGCCCUGGGAAGCCUAUAAGACUGGCUUUGGAGAUCCCCAAGGAGAGUUCUGGCUGGGCCUAGAGAAGAUGCACCUGAUCUUGGGCGACCAUGGCAGCCACCUGGCUGUGCAGCUGCAGGACUGGGAAGGCAAUGCCAAGUCGUUUCAGUUCCCCAUCCGCCUGGGUGGUGAGGACACAGCCUACAGCCUGCAGCUAACAGCACCCAUGGCCAGCGAGCUGGGUGCCACCACUGUGUCACCCAGUAGCCUCUCCCUUCCCUUCUCCACUUGGGACCAGGACCACGACCUCCGUGGGGACAAGAACUGUGCAAAGAACCUCUCUGGAGGCUGGUGGUUUGGUACUUGCAGCCACUCGAACCUUAAUGGCCAGUACUUCCACUCCAUUCCUCGGCAUCGGCAGCAGCGUAAGAAGGGCAUCUUCUGGAAGACCUGGCGGGGCCGCUACUACCCGUUGCAGGCCACCACCAUGCUGAUCCAGCCCAGAAUGGAUGAAGCAGCCUCUUAGCCUCCUUGCUGGAGCCUGGUCCCAGGCUCCUAGAGGACAGUGAUUGUGAUUCUGGCCCAGCACGUGGCCACACUCUGCCUGGGCAGGGGCUCUGGGCAGGGGCCAUUUGGAGCAAUGUGGACAGAGGAGCAGCCUAUGACUGAAGAGGCCCCCUUUCUUAGUAGGGUGGCUAUAGGUGAUAUACCCUCUGAGAACAGUACAGGGCACAGACCACAGAAGUGUGGGACCAACGGGCAUUGAGGCCUGCUCUUUGCCUACCCAAGGAGUGGGAGAUGCAAAGGGACCACUCGGGGGCAACCAGGCAGCCCUCAAUGGUAGAUUCAGUCAUGUUGACUGGCCAGCGGAUGAGGGCACCCUCACGGUGCUGUUGUAUGUGGGUGCUGUGGGACAAGCCCAUGCCACUGGUGUCUGGGUGGAGCUCACAGAAUUCUUGAAAUAAAAGCAGCUUCAGAAUAUUUUA